AUGGAAUUGCAGCUAUGGCUGUUGGGAUCUGUGUCAGAAUUAGAAAAGGCUUAUGCUCGACCCGACGAUAAAUCAGAUCGUUUUCUUGUUUGUGCGAGAUAUUUAUCUAUUGUUCAGCCUUCUUAUGAACAAAUUAUGAGUAAAGAAGAAGAUCUUGAGGUAAUUAGUGUUCUUGGUGAUUUGAAUGAAGAAGAAGACGAUAAUGUUCUUAUGCACUUGUUGAAGAAUAAUUAUGUAUUCUCUGAGUUAGAUUGGAAGAGAGGUUAUCCACUUCUUCAACACCAAAAAGAUGAGGAAAUUGAAAUUGAGGAUAAGUCAAACGCAGAUGCAGAUGUGGGUGAGAUGGAGAUGCAGGGACACAAAUAG
Arabidopsis thaliana (thale cress) is the source of this 366-nucleotide messenger RNA. RefSeq lists its product as uncharacterized. NCBI's taxonomy places the organism in Eukaryota, Viridiplantae, Streptophyta, Magnoliopsida, Brassicales, Brassicaceae. The record is from RefSeq and is marked reviewed. The transcript has a single exon. Bases 1 to 366 code for a protein of 121 amino acids.